Anarrhichthys ocellatus (wolf-eel) is the source of this 6598-nucleotide messenger RNA. RefSeq names its product cell adhesion molecule 2-like. Bases 373 to 1674 code for a protein of 433 amino acids. The record is from RefSeq and is a predicted model, not a curated record. NCBI's taxonomy places the organism in Eukaryota, Metazoa, Chordata, Actinopteri, Perciformes, Anarhichadidae. The transcript has 11 exons. Gene Ontology annotation, biological process: homophilic cell-cell adhesion.
CUGUGGAUUGUGCGCCACAGCAGACCGAGAGCGGGGCAGACAGUAGUACGGCAGCGGCAAGCAUCUACUCUGUUACCGGAGGACGACUGCUCUCAGCCUCUGGGUUUUUACACCGCUGUUAUUCACUCCUGCAAACUGAGCCCACACGUUACCGCUGUUGCAUCCCGGCACGUUGCUUUUUGAAGAGUGAGACACGUUUCCACAAGCGGCACAGGCUUGUGCCAAACCCCGUUUUCCCAGAGACGCACAAAAGACGCACGUCCCAAGUCCACCUGGAUAGCCGACAAAAAGCCGUCCGGUCCGCUUCGAGGUCCAGCGGGGAGACGCGAGGAGAAGUUAGCGCGGAAAGGCAAGAAACAACGACAGGACAGGAUGAAUCUCAAGAGUCAUUUGAUUUUCACCCUCUACACUAUUUAUGGGAUUCUUCUGAAAGUGAUGGCUUCAAAAGGCAAAGCUCGAGGCAUCAGCGGUCAGUACCCACUGGUUCAGAAUAUGACGGUGACAGAGGGUGGGACGGCGAACAUGACCUGCCGUGUGGAGUACAAUGACAACACCUCCCUCCAGUGGUCAAACCCAGCACAGCAGACCCUCUUUUUUGGGGACAAGAAAGCUUUAAGGGACAACAGGAUUGAGCUGGUGCAUGCGUCGUGGUCAGAGUUGACCAUUAGCAUCAGUGAUGUCACGCUGACGGAUGAAGGCAUGUACACCUGUUCUCUCUUCACCAUGCCUGUCAGAACAGCCAAAGCCUACAUGACGGUUCUUGGUGUGCCAGAGAAGCCAGAGAUCGAUGGCCUGACGAAGCCCGCUUUGGAGGGGGACCACAUCACUCUGACCUGCAUGACUCAGGGCAGCAAGCCCGCUGCCGACCUGCGCUGGUUCAGGAAUGAAAAGGAGGUCAAAGGUGCCAAAGAGGUGAAUGCAAGUGGGAAGACAUUUACAGUACGGAGCUCUCUGCAGCUGCACGUGGACAGAAAUGAUGAUGGAGUGGCCUACACCUGCAAAGUAGACCAUGUGGCACUCACACAGACACCGCAGCAAGCCACAGAAGUACUGGAGGUCCACUAUGCUCCUCGUGUGCAGAUUAUCCACUCCCUUGCAGUCCCCCAGGAGGGUCAGUACUUAAAGCUGGAGUGUGUGUCCAAAGGAAACCCUUCGCCAGAUCCUGUGAUGUGGACAAAGGACGGGGGUGAACUUCCUGACCUGGACAGGAUGAUUGUAGAGGGGAGGGAGCUCACCUUUACUUCACUCAACAAGACAGACAAUGGCACCUACCGCUGCGAAGCCGGCAACCACCUAGGGACCAGCAGUGCUGAAUAUGUGCUCUACGUCUAUGACGUCCCCACAACCCUGCCUCCAUCCACCACUCCCCCCCUACAUUCCAUCCCUCCAGAUCCUACCACUCUAUUAGGCACCCACGUCACUGGCAACGGAGAUCCCAAUGCUCUGGGGCAGCACGGCACUGACCAUGCCUUGAUCGGAGGAGUGGUGGCUGUGGUGGUCUUUGUCACCUUGUGUUUAAUCAUUGUUCUGGGAAGAUACCUGGCCAGGCAUAAAGGAACGUACUUGACAAACGAGGCUAAAGGGGCGGACGACGCGCCUGACGCCGAUACAGCUAUUAUCAACGCUGAGGGCAACCAUGCACACGCAGAAGAGAAGAAAGAGUACUUCAUUUAGACUGCAGGGGGAGCUGUGCAGCUCUCUCCUUCCCCCUCUUUCAAUCUCUGUAUCAGUUUUUUCUCUCUCUCUGUCUCCCCCUUUUCUUCUCCACUUCUGACCACUGCCCCCGCUGUGUCAACAAGGAACCCGCAGGCAGUCCACAGACAGAGAAGUUCCUUAAGUGUUUUCCUAUUAUUGCCUUUUUUCUAUCUUUUACAUAUUCUUGUCCUUUCUUUAUUUCUUUCUUUUUUUGCCAGCCGGUUUUCACAGGCAGCUUGCUCGUUGUCCCCAUUCUCUUAAUUUUCCUCGUCUUUGAUAUGAAUGCCUGGAAGUCUGUAUAACUACCAUGACUGCUUCUUACAUGAGCCCUUCUGCAUCUUCUUUCCUGUUUCCCUCCAAGCAGGCAUCCAAACACACGCGAUACACCCUUUGUUCACACACGUUCACAAACACAUAUCAUAUGUCACAUCAACACGGUGCCUAAAAAUACAGACGCCAUUGAACUUCUGUCAAUGCCUUCAUGUAUCGUCUGUCAGUAGCAAUGUAAAUGCUUUGUAGAUGGGUUCACUGGACCAUCAUUUCAUUGAUUAGCUCACAGCUUUUGAUUAUACAUUGCGUCUUUUUUAUUUUAAUGAAGAUCUUUGCUGUUUACGCCUUAUACAUGUCUAUCACACUGAAUAUGGUACUUUUAGAUCCACCUCUCCCCAACCCCAUCCCCUCUAAAUAGACUUGUAAUUAAACAGUUGACCCUUGUAAGAUAAGAAGAAGGUUUUGUGUAACACUGUAGCAAGGUUGGUCAGAUAAGUGUGUAAUAUGAUUUUCAUUAUUAGGGUAGGGGGUAAUAAAGGGUAGUGUGGUAUUGUUUAGAGCAGAUAAUACACACAGAUGCUGGAUGAAGCAUUCCAUCAAAUAAACUCAAUCAAGUGUAUAAAACCAUUUGCUAAAUCUGCUGUACUUUUGUCUGUAUAUUCUUGCACUGUCGAGGCUGCAGUUUAGUGAAACACCAACACCUUCAGUGUCCUCUUGACAGCUUACAAUAGUUUGUGAUUCACAUAAUGGGUUCAGGUGUACAGUAAGAAUUAAUCCCCUCUCUCUCUCUCUCUCUCUCUCUCUCUCUCUCUAAACGCUGUAUAAAUUGUACUGAAAGGAUUUUAGCUCUUCGCUUCAAAUUACAUUUUUUUUUAAUGUUUAUGUCAUAUUGAAAUAUUUCUAUGGCUUAAGGACCCUGUGAAAUGUAAAAUGAACCAUUAAGAGUUAGUAAAAUAAGUACACAGUUACUGUAUGAAUAUAGAUAUUUACUGUUGUCUUACGUUGGUUACCUCUUGUAAGCUUGAGGUCCUGGCAUUGUUUCACAGUGGAUUGUAUACACACUUCUGUUCAUUUACUGGCUCAUCGAAUCAUAUUCAUAUUUUAUACAAAUAGUGAUCAAAUUAAUUUGACUAAAACACAUUGUUGUUAAUAUUUCCACCUCCAAAUGUCUGUUCAACAAGCUUCAAACUAGUUAAAUUGUAUGUACCACCAACAUGUCAUGAACUCCCUCCUCUCAAACUGCAUAACUGCUCCGCUUAUUUUCAUUUUGUCAGUCGCUUGCCAUGAACUGAACUUUGAUUUCCAUUUCAUGGGGUCUUCAAGCAAAAAAAUAGAAAAAAUGUAAAAUAGUGUGAGUGCUGGGUCAUGGAUCUGCAGGGGCCUCCUUUCCAAAACUAAAAACUGAAGACAAAUAGAGAAGCACAAAAAUGUCUGAAUGAGUAACUGUGUUCCUUUGCCAACAAUUAGAUUGCCUUGGGAAUGGUUCUUCUAUUCAAAUGGGUAGUGGAAAGAUGACAAGGCUGUCUCUCAUUCAAUUCUAAGGGGGAAAAUACAGUGCAUCUUUUUGAAAAUGUAAGCUAAAACAUGUUUUUAUUAAAAUAUUGUAAUAGUUUUGGUUUAAAUGGUUCCAAUCUCCCCGCUGUGUAUUGUGUCUGCUAAAAUGUGGUUGAUUGUGAAAAUUGCUGUUAAAUUCUGGAUUCCUACAAAUUUGUAUAUUAGCCACUUUAUCUAUUUACUUUACUUUUUCAUUGCAUUAUCCUUAUUGGAAAACCUUUAAACAAAUGUAUUUUGUUUUGGCACAAGGCAUGUAUAUAAUGGGUGAAAACUAAACCACAUUAGCAUGUUUUUGUUUGGUUCAUAUUUUUAUUUAUUUGAACUGAAGUUAUAAAGUAUGUUUGUAACUUAAUUUUGGAGAGCAGUGGUUCCUUGUGUUGGUGCCGUGCUCUUGGGUGCUACAGAUCGGAAGAAUUCGGUGUUGUAAUAGAUGUGAUUAACAAAAACAGAGAAAUUACAAAACGGAACAGAAAUGGAAAAUUAUGUCUAUCUGUCUCCACCAAAUACUUAAAAUACAAAUUGGAAUUGAUAAGCAUUCAAGCAUAUAUUGCCUUCCUGUUGGAGGCAUUCAAAGUUGCACACACGCUUCGACAAACAUAACCUUGUGAACAACUUCUGUUUCUUUUCAUAUAUCCCUGCCAUUUGUCUUUCAUCAGUUUGCAGGAUCUUUGGUUGAUUUACUCUCCUGUGAAAGAACGAUAAACAAUGUGGCUUCUGAAACUAAAGACUUAAAAGGCAAGGCACUAAUCUACUAAGAUGGAGCAAAUUAUUACCAAGGGCAAUAAAAUAGUGGGCCCAGCUGUCUCCAAUUCAGUGGCCAAUUUACAACAUUAUGCAAAUAAGGUCAGCAAGUAAGGUCUCUAUGUGUCUCCAGCACUGCUGGAGUGAAUCACAAGUUGGGAAUCAUUAAACCUAUCACCACUGAUGUAGAAUUUAGGUUGCAUAUUACAUUCAAAUAUGUUUUAAAAAUGCAAAAGCUUUGCCACAGUUUCCAUAUUUUAUCAUUUUAGAGCACUUCAAUCAAUAUCCCACUACAGUUUGUCUUUAGCCUCACCGCGUUCCGGGCUAAAGCACUCUAGACUCUGGUCUCUGGAAAUCUUCUGUAUCACAGACUGUACUUUUAUCACAGUGAUGUAAUUUCUUUUUUUUUUUUUUUUUACUUUUCUAUCUAGUUCUUUUCAUUGUGUCUUAAUCAAUGAUGGUGUCAGUCAAAUUGUUUUGUUGCUUUACGCCUGCGUAUCAAUCUUAGAAAUAAGAAGAGUGGACGAAUGGAUCUGUUGAUUCUGAAGUCGGAGAAGCAGAUUGUUUUGUAUUAAAUGAACACUCAUAAAUAAUCAGGUCUGCAGUGAUGAGUUGGUGUUUAGAAAUGAAACAGGUGCCAUUUACUGAAUUAUGCACUCUGACUAAUUUGAUGGAUAUUUCUUAGUAAAUGGUGAAAUGUGUUUUACUUUUGUUGUUGUUUUUCUUUCUGAAAACCAUAUGUAAAUAUUUCUUUUGACAUGGCGGUAAUGAGCUAAUUUGUUGCAAAUGGCUUUUUAUGAUGGUUAGACCAAACCUGAUUUGAUUUGUUUUUGAUUUGUUAAUCUAACAGCUUGGCACAUUAUGAACUAUUGUAAAAUGAUAGAAUCAACUGUCAUAGUGAGUGACAUCAUUGGGUCAGUUAUUAGUCGUAUUUCUUUUUAUGUUUUCGGUUGAAACUAAGCUUUAAACUUGUUGCCUCCUUGCUUUCCGACAUAUGCCAGUUUGGUAAAUAUCCCCUACAUCAUGGGCCUCUAAUUUCAUCCUGGCGGCAAGACCGUGACAGCUCUAACGUAGCCGCAGUGCCAUUUUCAUUGGGCACUAGUCCAUUUAAUUGACUUGCCUCUGUUUUGUUUCCUGGCUCCAAACAAACCCACUUUCUUUGACUGACGGUGGGAGUGGUGCAGCUGAGAUUACUUAUUUAUACAGAUCGAGCAGUAACUUUUGCUUGAAAUUGCUCACAAUUUUGUGAAAAUGUUUAAUAUUGGCGGUUGCACAUAACAGACUUUUACAAAAUCAUGUAUGCGUGACUUUUAAUCGUAUGUGUGUGUUCCACUCUAUUAGGCAACGGGAAGUAAUGAAAAAAAAACAUUUUAAUAUAAUACUAAGUUACUGUCGAUGUUGACCAAGUGCACUCAUAUAAUUAUGUUAUAUGAUCAUCAUAUCACAAGAUUUCAGCGUACCCUGAAAUUUAAAUUCAGCUUUAAAAAGGGACAUCACAGGAUCCUUGGAUGCAUAUUUGGGGAGCUGCGCCUCCAGUUUGCUUCUCUACCCUCCUGCCUGUUUCUUUUAAAAAAGGGAUGAGCCAAGCUAAAGUGAUCAUUGAAGCUUGUCCAAACUCCACCAGAUGACUGCAUUAUGUAUUCAUCCUGCUACAGCCUUUUCACCACAAUGCACUGCCCCAGGAGCGCACCCCUGGCCACAGCAUAUUGCAGUCAGUCGGGCACACAGGCAUGCAUUUUUGCUCCAAGUUUGCGCAAGCAAUUGUCUCCAGUUUCAGGAAAUUAGAUGCCCAUAUCAACUAAAAAUACCAACUCUAAAUCCCUUAUUAAAAAAGGGAUGAAUAUGAAAGAAAUGGCCUCUGUUGAGUCAUAAUCUGUAUUCUUUUCACUGGAUCGGUUUGCAUUUGGUUUUAACUUAAAGGUUUUGUUCUCAACAGCAGUGAUAAUAGCAAGACAUGGCCCGGUCCGGUCGUAUCUCUCCUCCUCUGACCCUUCAUAUCUUUGUACAGUUUGGUUUCAGCGCAUUUCAUUGUUCAUCUGCAAUAUUGAAACCAGCAUCAAUCAGCUUAGUCUCCAUAUUGUCACAACGAUGACAACAAGUGACACAAUCGCAUGUAGAGAUGUUUUUUUCUUUUUUAUGAUUAUAUCACUUUCUUUUCUUUUGCAUCUCAGGAAUCUAUUUCAUUUAGAUAUUGUUUUGUUUAGUUUUCUGUCUUAAAAAUGGGGACUUGUGAGCACUUCUCACUCUGCUACUGUAGUCUCUGAAUGCUGACACCAUGUGUUUGUUGAAUUUAAGAUUAUCGCAAUGUUAAUAAAGUUAUUCAGUGAUUCUUCAGUAA